This is a messenger RNA of Schizosaccharomyces osmophilus, 708 nucleotides long. It is a transcript of the gene ypt4, whose product is annotated as GTPase Ypt4. Gene Ontology annotation, molecular function: GTP binding; GTPase activity. The record is from RefSeq and is a predicted model, not a curated record. NCBI's taxonomy places the organism in Eukaryota, Fungi, Ascomycota, Schizosaccharomycetes, Schizosaccharomycetales, Schizosaccharomycetaceae. The coding region runs from base 1 to 708 and encodes 235 amino acids. The transcript is spliced from 2 exons. Gene Ontology annotation, biological process: regulation of endocytosis. Gene Ontology annotation, cellular component: endosome.
AUGGAUAAAGAGUCCUAUGAUUAUUUGGUAAAAGUUGUAUUAGCAGGACCUUCAGGAACUGGCAAGUCCUGUCUGUUGGAACGAUUUGUCAAAGGACGAUGGAAUGAUGAAAUUCAACAUACAGUAGGAAUUGAUUUUGCUAGUAGGAUUGUGAUUGUUGGUAUGGGAAACCAGCAAAAAAGGAUCAAACUUCAACUAUGGGAUACUGCUGGACAAGAAAAGUUUCGAAGUGUAGCACGAAAUUAUUAUCGGGGAGCAGCGGCAGCAGUACUCGUGUAUGACAUUACAAAUAAAGAAUCGUUUUGUGAACUGUCUUCUUGGGUGUCAGAUAUUCGUGCUAUGGCUUCAUCUUCUCUAUGCGUCGUUCUGGCUGGAAGUAAGUUUGAUUUACAAGGACAACGGGAAGUAAGUACAGAAGAAGCGGCAGAAUUUUGUUCUGCGAAGCAAAUCGCUAGCGCACAUGAAACGAGUGCAUACUCUGGUACUCAGGUAGAUGACUGUUUCUUGUCAGUGGUAUCUACCAUAUUGACACGAAUUGAACUUGGAGAAAUCGAUCCCCAAGAUCAAUCUUUAGGAAUACAAUACGGAGAUUUAAGCACUUCUCAGCCGUCACAUAAUACGAGCGUUACAAACUGGUGGGCUUCUAUAACAAAUUGGGAUGAUUUAGUUCGAUUGGAAAGGCAAACUCGCUCUCGAUGUUGUUUAUGA